GGCACAGUUCGCAGCUUGGCAUAAGCGUUGCGCCACUACCUUCUUAGUGUACAGUUUGUUCAACACCCGGUGCGUGUAAGAGCUUGGCAUAUAGCUAACAGCCUGCCCGCCUUGACACUCCUCGUCUUCAAAAACCCUCCUCUGCGGUUGCUCUUUCAUAGCGUGAGUCGUCACAACUUCUUUGUGCACUAUCCGUCCGUACGCACGUUCUGGCCAACAGCCGCCAAGCCCCUCUGCGCUCCUCUCGAGUCUUCAGUGUCGUAACCGAAACCGACAUCCGCCACUUCGCUCCCUUCGAGAAUGGGCGCUCCCGUGAUUCUGUGCGGCAGGACCGAGGCCAUUGGCAGCGGCGUCAUCGCCGAUCUCAAACCCGAGUUCGACGUGAUCCAUUUCAUCAUGAACCAGGAGGCCGGCGCCACCCAGAUCCCGGCCAUUCUCCGGGGCGAGCAGGAGGUGGAGACCCAGUCGGCGCUGGGCAGCCACGACUACUCGAAGAAGCCGGUGGCCGUCAUUCUGGGCGGCGGCUACGACGACGCCGCUAUCGAGGUCAUGAUGCGGGCCGCAGCCGGCAUCCACCCCAUUCCCUGGCUGCGGCCCGAUCUGACCAUUCCCGCUCCUGCCGUUAGCAGCCCCGGCUACGGGAAGGCGCUUGUCGAGCGCAUCAAGGUGGUGCUGGCGCAGCUGGAGAAGGACGGCAAGAUGCACGACGAGAAGGUUGUCCUGUACUGAGCCUGCC
Molecule: messenger RNA, 736 nt
Organism: Thermothielavioides terrestris NRRL 8126
Lineage: Eukaryota; Fungi; Ascomycota; Sordariomycetes; Sordariales; Chaetomiaceae
Exons: 2
Coding region: 301-729 (142 amino acids)
Source: RefSeq, a predicted model, not a curated record